Marmota flaviventris (yellow-bellied marmot) is the source of this 1758-nucleotide messenger RNA. NCBI's taxonomy places the organism in Eukaryota, Metazoa, Chordata, Mammalia, Rodentia, Sciuridae. The record is from RefSeq and is a predicted model, not a curated record.
GCCUGCUGCGAAGCCGGUCAGCCAUGCGGAUCCUGUACCUGCUGGGCGUGUUGCUCCUCUUGUUCCUGAUGCCCGUUCCAGGCUAAGCACUGUGGUGGAACAGCAAGACUACUGGGCUCUCAGGGAUAGGGGAAUGAAGACCCCUGGAGCAGCCCACACCCCACCCACUGUCCAUCCAGGAAGCAUUGCUGAGUGCCCUCCAACAGUCCACAAGAAGGGGCCAGACAGAAGGUGAGGACAGGCACCAUCCAGUGGGGGACGUGACUGCAGGCAGAAGGAAGCAAGAGGAGCUUAUGACUGGCCGAUCUGCUACUGGGCAGGGUCUGCAGGUGCCAGGAGGGGGCCUCACCCUGCCCAGCAGUGCAGCCGGGUGGAGACUGAGGUCAUAACUAUGGGCACAAGACCCCUUCUGCAGGGCAGAACUUCCUCACAGGUGCUGUUGAGGAAGGGGGCUUCAGUCAGCCACAGGAAAGCAGAAACACCCAAGGUUUUAGAUGAAGUCCAGGCACACACAGGGCUGGAGGCACACACAGGGCUGGAGGCACACAGGCUCCUACUAGCACCGGCCUCCAGUCUCCCCUGAGGGAUGCCAUCAGCUGCGUGGAGCUCUCCAGGGAGCCUCUGCAGCUGCUCUAACCCGGAGCUUCUAGAGAUGAAAAUAAACAUCUGAAUUAAAAUAUACUGAGCUGGACAAAUGGUGUGUGACGGUAAGGAUCAGUAAGCCAGCAUCUGUUUUAGCACAAACAAAUGAGAAAGUGAAGCAGAGUGAGAGUAAAAGGAGAGACUGGGAAAACCUUAACAGAGGGCUGAGUGCAAACCUCACCAGCCCAGCCUCGGGCUGUGCUUGGAGUCAGAGGAAGCCAGAGGAGGAGACAGGAAACAAUGGCCUGCUGUUGUCCAGCUCUGGUGAGACUGUGACCCACAAAGGGAGGACUCAAAGAAAUAGGAGCAGAAUGAACAAAGACAGCCACACCAAGCACAUCAGAAUCGGAGUAUUUUAAAUGUGACAAAAAGAACAUCUUACAAACAGCUCGAGAAGACACAUUGCUCAGAGAGAGGAUCAAGCACGCUUCCUACCAGGGUCCACAGGAGCCGUGUGUGGCCCCAGUUCCACACCAGCAGGAGCGCUUCACAAACCAAAGCAAAGACCCCACUAUCUCAGCUACACCCAAAAGACACAGGAAUCCCUCCCGGGAAGUCCUGCACCAGGAAAUGCAGGCGUGGAGGAGAGUCUCUGCAAGAUGGAAGGAGCAGGCUGCCCACAUUCCAGACACCUCAGGAAGGGAGAGAUUGCAGCAGAUACCAUGAAGUGAGCUUUGUACUGCCAAGGGCUUCCUGCCAUGACAUUCCACCUCAAGACAGUCCCCCAAACGAUGGAGCCAUCAACCACAGACCAAAGCCUCUGAAAUUGAACCGGGAGCCCGGACCUUUAUAAGGCCAAGCGCUGGGCGCUCUCAGCAGCGUCUGCUGUGGGUCCACCAGCCUCGCCAUGAGGAUCCGGUUCCUCCUCCUCGCGUUCCUCUUGGUGUUCCUGCUGCCUCCUCCAGUUUUUCCUAAAUAUAUCAGCAAUCCUGUCAGCUGCGUCAGGAAUGGAGGAUUGUGUAAGGCUGCCUGCCGUGGACAUCUGAAGAAGAUCGGCACCUGCGGCAUAUCAGGGCCCAAAUGCUGUCGGGUAAAGUGAGGAGGCCCAGAGACCACAGCAACAGAAGUGGACCAGACCUCUUCCAACCCCAGCCACAUUAAAGCAUGUGUUCAGAA